Molecule: messenger RNA, 885 nt
Organism: Oxyura jamaicensis (ruddy duck)
Lineage: Eukaryota; Metazoa; Chordata; Aves; Anseriformes; Anatidae
Product: drebrin-like
Exons: 9
Biological process (GO): positive regulation of dendritic spine morphogenesis; positive regulation of axon extension; neuron projection morphogenesis
Cellular component (GO): site of polarized growth; plasma membrane; cortical actin cytoskeleton
Molecular function (GO): actin filament binding
Source: RefSeq, a predicted model, not a curated record
CCCAGGGCUGUAUUCGCCUACGAGAAGCACCAUGACCUCAAGCUGCUGGACUCCGGAGCCGGGGGCGCGGACGAGCUGGCCGGCAAGUUCUGCGCCGGCAGCGUCAUGUACGGGCUGUGCCGCCUCCGGGACCCCGCCACCGGCGCCCCCCGCAUCGUCCUCAUCAGCUGGGUCGGGGAGAAGACGCCCGAGUCCCAGCGGCAGGCGUGCGCGGGGCACCUGCAGGCCAUCAGAGCCUUCUUCAGGGAGGCCAGCGUGGUGCUGAGCGCCCGGCGCGCCGAGGAGGUGACCCAGGAGGGGCUGAGCCGCGCUCUGGCCCAGCUGGCCCCCGCCGCGGCCCCCCCGGCCAGGAGGGCCCCCCCGGCGGACACCGAGGAGCUGGUGGGCACCAACUACCGCAAGACGAACCCGGCGCUGGAGAUCCGCCGGACCCAGCGGGACUCCUUCUGGGCGCAGGCGGAGCGCGAAGAGGAGCAGCGCAAGGAGGAGGAGCGGCGGCGGCUGCUGGAGGAGCGGCGGCGCUGGGAGCGGGAGCGGAUGGAGGAGGAGAGGCGGGAGGCGGCCGAGCGCGAGCAGCGCUUCAGGGAGAAGGAGCGGCUGAUCGAGGAGCACCGGAAGGAGCAGGCGCGGCUGGAGGCGGAGGAGCGGAGGAAGGAGAAAGCCCGCUGGGAGCAGCAGCAGCGGGAGCACGAGGAGGCCAUGCGCGACCGCUCCCGGCGCUCCGAGUCCAUCGAGAAGGCGGCCGAGGCGGCCGUGCUGGUGUCCCAGCGCGCGCAGAACCCCCGGGAUUUCUUCCGGCAGCGGGAGCGCGCGGGGUCCGCCUCCGGGGGUCCGCUGCCCGCCGGCCCCCUGGGCGCCCGGCCCGGUAGGUGCGGGGGGCGGGAG